This is a messenger RNA of Fusarium venenatum, 828 nucleotides long. NCBI's taxonomy places the organism in Eukaryota, Fungi, Ascomycota, Sordariomycetes, Hypocreales, Nectriaceae. The record is from RefSeq and is a predicted model, not a curated record.
AUGGACGCCCAACACUCAAAAGAAAAGCUGAGCUUCGGCAGGAUUGCUCACAUCAUCUGCGUUUUUGCGUUCAAACAUCCAUUUAUGGCCUUUGUGAUAUUUCUGUUCCUUCUUUUUGCUGCGUUCGCAUGUCUUGAUUGUUGUUGUGGGAACAUCUUCGACAAGCCCGUGGAUGAAGAAGCAUCUGCAGAGGAAGAAGCACCCGCAGAGGAAGAAGAACUUGCAGAAGAAGCAUCUGCAGGAGAAGCACCUGCAGAGGGAGAAGCGCCUGCAAAGGGAAAAGGCUCCAAGGGUGACGAAGAAGCCCCUGCUAAGAAGGAGGGAGAACCCGCGAAAGAAGAAGAGCCUGCAAAGGAAGGAGAACCUGCGAAGGAAGUAGAACUUGAAGAGGAAGAAGCGGGGGCCAAGGCAAGUACUUGGAUAGAACGACUUAUCGAGAGCAAUAUUAACGGAUCCAAACAGAAAGAUGAAGCACCGAAUCAGAUCAUGAAUUUGGGGACCAUGAACGCGAAUCAGAAUCAGAGCUUGAUGUCGGGGACCUCGAACGCUAUUGAAUCACCGUCAGCGUGCCAUAUGUCAGAGAACAUGAUGAUGGCACAGAGCGUGACGAUGGCACAGAACAUGAUGGCACAGAACACGAUGGGGCAGAGCACGAUGGGACAGAGCACGAUGAUGGCACAUAAUUCUAUUGCAUCGCAGUCAGGGCGCCAUAUGCCAGCGAACCUGAUGAUGGCACAGAACACGAUGAUGAUGCGCAGUACAGACAGAGAGUGGAUUAACUUUGCGAGCGGGCAAUAUUUUAGAUCUGGCCAGCUCAAGCCGAACUAA